Linum tenue is the source of this 1473-nucleotide messenger RNA. The record is from the annotation of a GenBank genome assembly. NCBI's taxonomy places the organism in Eukaryota, Viridiplantae, Streptophyta, Magnoliopsida, Malpighiales, Linaceae.
CAUAGUAUUGCAUUAUACUUAGCAAUAAAGUUAUUUCCUAUAUUUGCUGGGGGUGACGAAUGAUGAUUAAUAGUAAGAGUACCACCUCCCCAAGAAAUGCUUAGACAAUAUAUCGUAACAGGAUCCAAUCAUAAUCUACAAGAACCAUUUACAAAGCAAAAAAGGUGUUGAAUUACUUUCACGAAAGACAGUACUCAAACAGAACAAAAGUCUACAGAAACAAAGGUUGUCUGUUUUUUUGUCCAUAUCUCAACUUCUGCUACAGUUUUCCACCUAACUUCUCACCAUCCUGCGGCAUUCCCAACGCUUCUGUUCUUAGUUCUCCUGAGAGAUUUGCUGUCUCCUGGCUGCCACUCUUGGAUUCUCCUCCUCCCCAACAAUCCCUCCCCUAUAUAUCAUAAUUCAUCACUACUUCAUCUUUUGCCCACUUGUAUCCUUAGAUUCUUAAUCCUGGGAUUAAACAUCAUGGGAGAAGAAGCAAAAGUUAGUGCCAUUGAGACAUCAUUGGAAAUUGUCCCUGCCCCAGCUGUUUCUGCUGCUGCUGCUGAAAGCCAGGUGAUUCCUGUUGUUGAGGAAAAGAAAGAAGUUCAUCAAAAUCAUCAGAAUGGUGUUCCUGAGGACGCGAAGAAGGGUGAGGCUGCUUCUGAGAUUGAGGACCCGAUAGAGAAAGAAGUUCAUCAUCAUCAGAAAGAUGGCGAGUCCAGCAAGAAGAGUGCCAAAUCGGUACCUGAAACUGAAAAUGAGGCAGCAAUUUCAGAAAACACAACUGAAAAGACUCCACUCAAUCCAAUCAACAGAGAUGCUGCCCUUGCAAGGGUUGAAACAGAGAAAAGAAAUGCUUUGAUCUGCGCAUGGCAAGAAAAUGAGAAGGCUAAAAUAGACAACAAGACUUACAAAAGGCUCGCUUCAAUUGCAUCGUGGGAGAAUACCAAGAAAGUAGCUGUAGAAGCACAGCUCCAGGAGUAUGAGGAGCAACUGCAAAAGAAGAAGGCAGAAUAUGCUGAGAAGAUGCAGAACAAGUUAGCUGAAGUCCACAAGGAGGCAGAGGAGAAGAGGGCAGUGAUUGAAGCAACUAAAGGUGAAGAGUACGUGAAGAUUGAGGAAACUGCUAAAACAUACAGAGCGACUGGGUAUACACCAAGGAAGUUCUUCAGUUGCUUAGGAUGCUAAAGACUGAUCAGGAAUCCACAAACAUACAGACCAGAUGUCUUCUCAGAUUAUUUGUUUCUUUUCCAGUUGUUUGUUUACGGUUUGGCUUGUGUUCAAUAUUUUUUCUAGUUGUUACAUUUGUUUCAUGACACUAUUUGUGCCGAGUGCGUGAGGGCGUGUUUUGUAUGUGCAACCAUCAUUACCUAAGAUCUUAAGUUGAAGAUUUGUUUUAACUUGGUACCAGAUAUGUAACAAAUAAGGUUCUCUUACAGGAAACACUUCUUGGCUUGUCAAUUCCUUUGAGUGAAAGCGUGCCUUACACUA